Drosophila kikkawai is the source of this 4613-nucleotide messenger RNA. RefSeq names its product centrosomal protein 164 (gene Cep164). Lineage: Eukaryota; Metazoa; Arthropoda; Insecta; Diptera; Drosophilidae. Gene Ontology annotation, molecular function: protein binding. The record is from RefSeq and is a predicted model, not a curated record.
GAAAAUAUAUUUGCGAUAUAUUUGGUUGAGUUUGUUAGUAGUUUUCCCAAUAUUUCGCUUUUUACGCACAAGACACAUUUUUCCUUGGCUUGCUAAUUGGCACUACAUAUGUAUUAAGCUUCGAAACUGUUAAAAAUAAGAUUCAAGAAUAUAUAUAAAAAAAAUACAAAUCAAUUGAAAUCAAUUUUUUGUACCGAUACACAUUAAUACCGUUAUUACUCUACUAGAACUUUUAAGGUCAAAUGCACUGCAGGCGAAGAUUCGUCCUGCUGAGCAAAAAGCCACAAUGAUUGCCAGUUAGAUGCUAUUACAUGAAACAUAAUUCCCAAAUUCCCUAUUGGCUUGGGGGAAAAAGGAAAAAGGAAAAAGGAAAGCUCCCACAAUGACAACUACCAGUGUGUGCCGAAGGAUUUCCUCGGCAACCGCAUCGCUGCCUCUGGAGGCAAAGGAAGCAGGAAUGACCAAAGCGGCCUCAACCACCAAGUGUUUAGAGUACUCAUCUCCGGCCACAUCGGUUAUUUGUGAGGAAGUAUUUGACGAAGCCUGUUUUCCUUCGCAAGAGGAAAUUAAUGACUAUGCAACUCUAAUUGGAAUCGAACCUCAAGGGGAACAGCACUUGCUUUACCUGGCCAAGGAAGGCCUGAUGGCCGCCUUGCCUUCGGACUGGAAGAUAUGCUACUCGGAGGAGAAGAAUGGCCAUUACUAUCACAAUACGCGCACAAAGGAGUCGCAGUGGGAUCAUCCUCUCGAUGCCAUAUAUCGCGGUCUGGUGGAGCAGACGCGUCAGAAGUUGGCAGCCGAGGGAGGAGCCCUGCCGCCUUGCAUUGACAACUCGGACGAUCUGUCGCUGUUAGAUUCCGGCAUACGCAGCAUGCAGGGCAUCGACGAGAUCCCGUCGCCGUCUCCCCUGCCAUCGCCCCUGGGCAAUCUAGGCAAACAGCUGUCUCUGGCCAAACUGGUGCCAGCAGCAACGAAUGCGACCACGCCACGUAAGCUUGGAGGUGUCUCCAGUCGGUUCUUGGACCUGGCCAAGUCUAGGGUCCAAAGCGGCAGUGGUGGCGGGGGGUUGUUUAAAAAGACAACGGAGUCGUCGUCAUUGAGCAAGAAACUUGAAUACUUCGAGGGCAACGCCGAGUCUCUGGGAAAGCUGCGCAAGGGAUUCGGGCCAGUGUCGUAUCAGAAAGCGGCUACUGGCCGGCCAUUUGAUUUUGAUGGAGAUGUCGCCGUGGCACCAGCAAGUGUCAAGGGUAUUCUCCGCGACUCUAGCAUAACCGACAUAAACCGGCGACUAGAGGGUCGCGAUGACCCAAUAUCCGACAUAUCGGAGGAUAAAAAGAGCGUACGCUUCAAUCUGCAGGAGAUUUCGCAGGCGCAGCAGAGCGCUCAGGAUUCCCCGGAAGAGGAGGAGGAGGACAACGUUGACCUGGAUGUCGUGGUGGUGAAGGACCAAGAUGAGGAGGAGGAGGGCGAUGAUUGGAAUGAAAAUGGCACCGAUUCGCCUGUUAUAGAGAGCAUGCCAUACAGCCUAAAUCCCUUCUUGUGCGACUCCAUUCUAAGGAGCUCCAAGGACUUCCCCCCGGGCGAAGCAUCGAAAAUGAAAGGCGCCGGGUCUGCGCUCUAUCACGAUGACACCGACUCCGACUCCAAGGGCAGCUCUGUCCGCAGCUUUAUUAUAAACAAGUCGGAACAGGGUUCGCUGCAGCUGCCAGAGAACAAGACCUUUGACCUGGACGAGCUGGGUCGGAAGCACAGCUACGAGCUGGAGCAGCUGCAGCUCAAGUCUACCCAGGACUCGGCCAGUGUGGCGGUCGGCGAGAGCCCUCAGAAGUUCACAGAACACAGCCUAAGUGAUGGCCAGGCACAAAAGGAUCUGGAGACCAUCAAGCGUGAGCACGAGGCAAAGGUCAAGGCACUGAGGCAUGAGUACGACCUUCGGCUGACGUCCCACCAGCAUCAGCUGGAGGAAUCAUUCGAGCUCCAGCUGGAGGAGUAUCGUGAGCACCUGGAAAGCGAGCUGCUGGACAAGCGCGCCCUCGUUGUGACCGAGCACAAGAGUCGCAUGGCCACGCUGCAGAGCAACCACGACGAGAUCCUCCGUGAGCUGGAGCGGGACUUGCACAGCGAGGAGGAAAUUGUGCGGCGCGAGCAUGCCGCCAGGCUGGCCCAAGUGCAGGCCAAGCUCAGCCGGGAGCUGGACAUCGAGAAGCAACGGUUCCGGGACAAGGGCGAGGACAGACUCUACGAAAAGGUGCGGUGCGAGAAGCGCCUGCUCGAGGACAAGUACCGGUGCCUCAAGGAGAAAUAUGUGCGGCUCAAAACGGACGUCAAGCUGUCCUUAGAGCGACGCAACCGGCGACGCGAAGCGCAGCUGGCCAUCUCGCAGCACAACACCAAAUCCACCACCGGAUCCGAAACGGAGCGCUCGAUCUCGUACAAGCCUUCCAUUGGCAACAGUGACAAUCGCUCGCUCAGCUACUCGGAGCAUGCGGUGGCUGGCGAGGCCAAGGGGAAGCCGCCAGUGCCGCCCAAGGGGCAACUCGCCAAGCCGAGCAUCGCCACCAAGUACAUAAAGCAAUUGCAGCAGCAGCAGCGGCACGACGACAACACCUCGAUCAGUCAGUCGGACACAACGAUUUCGAACACCUUCAACAACGGUGGCUAUCAUCGGCCAACCCUCAAGUCUGCCAGCGGUGGCGGUGGCGGCGGCGGUGGCGGCGGACUACUGGCCAUUACCCUACUAAGCGACAAUGGCAACUCGACUGGCGAGGAACCGACGCCACAGUCCUCCAAUCAGGAGAACAACAACAACAGCAACAGCAGCAGGAUCAAAGAAACGGCAGCCACUGCCACAGCAGGACUACGGAACGUCGUGUUCUCGCGCACCAAAUCGGCUUCAACGUCGCGCCUAAAUUCGGACACAAGCUAUAACAAGGUGGAGCGACCGUGCACUCCGGUGGAAAACUUGCGACAUCAGCUUCAGAAGCUCGAGGACCUGGAGGAUCAGUUUCCGGAGCACACACUGGACGCCACCGCCACCUAUCACCUGCGCUACCCCUUCACAGACAUCUCCAUCGAGCACGAUGUCAUGGGGGUGGGGUCGUCGGAGCUGGAGUUCUUCAAGCAUCGCAUACACCUGGAACGGGACUCGGUGCGCCGGGCAAAGGAAUCAUUGCGGACGCAGCGCACCAAUUUCAGGCUGCGACAGCGGGAGCUGAGGCAGCGACACAAGGCCACCACCACGACGGUGACGCCAAAGCACUCGCUCGGACAGCUCAUACAGGACGAGAAGGAGCUAACCGAAAUGGAAGUGAAUCUGCACCGCACUCGCUCCCUCCUGGGCGAGAAGGUGAUACGAUUACGGCACUUGGAACAGAGUCUGUUGCGCAUAUACGAUAAGGAAUCGAAUCCGGAGGCCAAGGAUGACUCGGCAACGCUUAGCGAUCUGUCGUCUCACUCCAGCUCUGGCUUCAGCAGCACAGACUUUGCCAGCGCUGCCGGCGGGGACUUGCACAAGCGCAAAGAGUUCUACUUUCAGCAGGAGUCAAACGAAUGCAUACAAAACCUGGAAAUUCUAAAUGCCGAAAUCCGUGAAAUCCUGGAUAUAUUUGGCCAGAAGCAGCAGCAACACCACAGUCUACAGUUCCAGCAGUCUGUUGCGGCUCUACCCAUGGUAUCGCCACCAAUCGUAACCGAUCUCAAUUGGACGCACAUGCUCAACAAGCAGCAGCAGCAGCAGCAGCAGCACUCUUCGAUUAUGGCCUCUGUGGAGCAGCAGCUUCAGACCAACAGCAGUUCCAUGCAAAACUGUCAGAUUGCUGUCGAUGAUGUGGCCGGGGGACUGGCGUUGGCUCACGCCCAUGUACCACACUCGAUUCCCACUCUGGCGGACCGUUUGGAGACCUAUCGUCAGCUGGCUGCUGGGCGCAUGCAGAGUUCAAUGGGCGGGGCGAUUCUCACCGCCAACACCAUCGUUUCGCAGAAUCCCCGGGCUGUGAACUACACAACCUCGCUGGUGGAGCGCACCCGGGACCUGCGCAACUGGCUGCGGCAGGCUAAGAACGAACAUGACCUGCUAGUGGGCGGGCUGGGUGGAUCAUCAGUUGGGGGUGCUACCAUAAUAAGCUCUGCCAGCACCUCGGCUAUCAACACUGUGGCCGGAGGAGCUGGUGCUGGCGGUGUUGGCGGCUCCUCAGACGAAAAGAAGCAUAUUUAAAUAUUGUAAUUUACAUAAAUGAUACAUAUAUGUAGUUACUAUUUGGGUGUUCUUUUGUUUCACUAACAAAGUGUAUUAAAAACUAGAACAUAAAAAGGACAUACAGUAAUUGUAUUCUCGUAUUAGCCUAUUACAGAGCACUGAUUGCAGCCCUUGACUGUCGUGAUUUAAAGUGGAUAGUUUCCCGGUCCUGUCGUGAUUUAUUUUUCAGGAUACUCUUGUCAUAUCUUUGAAAUCCGAAAUGAUUUUUCCAGACUCAUUGACUGCGUUAAGCCUUUUCCGCGUGGUUCCUAUUCCUGAUUUAUAAUUUAAACGUGUUGAUUCCAACUAAUAUGAGAUCUUUAUUAAAUAUUUAUAAUUAUACAUAAAUAGGAAUACGUAAAUAAAGUGCAACACUAUA